GUGCCCGGAGCGCUGCUGCUAUCUUCCCUCCGCCGUCUCUUCUCGCGGUAACGCUACUACACUGUUAGCUUGCUAGCUAACCCCAUCGUUUCCAGGUUUCGUGUCGACCUGAAAAAGAAGCGAAAGAAGGGAGGCACAGAGAAGGCUACGCGGCCGAACACUUUGUAAAGCCCAGGCUGCACUGAAGAGCGGGGCAAUGCCGCACAACUUCCAGCCCGGAGACCUGGUCUUCGCCAAAAUGAAGGGGUACCCCCACUGGCCAGCCAGGAUUGAAGAUGUGGCUGAUGGGGCAGUGAAACCACCUCCUAAUAAAAUCCCUAUUUUCUUCUUUGGGACGCAUGAAACAGCAUUCCUCUCAGCAAAGGACCUGUUUGCCUAUGAAAAGUACAGCGAACGCUAUGGAAAGUCCAACAAAAGGAAGGGAUUCAAUGAAGGUUUAUGGGAGAUCCAGAACAAUCCACAUGCCUCUUACAGCGCCCCGCCUGCACCUGCCAGCUCAUCUGACAGCGAGGCCAACAACGCUGGAGGAGGAAGUGAUGAGGAUGACGAUGAAGAAGAAGCCCCGGUGCCUCAGAAAGUAGACUCAGGAAGCGAUGUUGACUCCGAUUCUGGGAGUGAAGACCAAGGAAAGGGUGGAGGAGUGAAGCGAAAACCACCACCUGCUAAGCGGCCUCCCCCUCCGAAAAAGGCUCGCGGCUCAUCCAGUGACCGAAAUGAAGAGAGUGGAUCCCCCUCUGAAUCAGAACCCACGCCCUCAGACUCUGAGUCUGGCAAGAACAGCGACCAGGAUUUUACUCCAGAGAAGAAAGCUGGUGGACGCGGUGGAAAGAAAGCAGGAGGCAGAGGGAAGAAAAAGAAGGCUUCGUCUGGCUCCGACUCAAACUCAGGUUCGGGAUCAGAGAAGAAAGUAGCUGACAGCGACUCAGAGGAUGAGAAGCCUAGACCGGCUUUGUCUGGCUCUGAAUCCCACUCUGCCUCAAAGUCUGAAUCAGAGUCAGAUCCACCGCCACGGAAGGCCCCACAGGCACGCAAGAAAGAGAAGCCAGCACCAAAGCCCCGUGCACGGAAACCCAAACCCCCUCCGACAAAACGAGCACCCUCAUCCUCCUCCGACAGCGACAGUGACAGUGGCACCGACCGCAUCAGUGAAUGGAAGAAACGAGACGAGGAACGCAGACGAGAGCUGGAGGAGCGCCGGAAAAAGGAGGAGGCGGAGGAGCUCCGCAGGCUACGUGAGCGAGAGAAGGAGGAGGACGAGCAAAAGAAAAAAGACAAAGACAAAGAUAAGGGUAAAAAAGGGGGCGACAGUGACAGCAACAGUAGCUCAGAUGAAGGUGUAGAUGAGCACCCAUUGAAGAAGUCCAAGAAACCCCCUCCGGCCCCGAUCCCUGCACCCUCGGACUCUGACUCUCCAGCACCAACUGAGGCUAAGAAGUCAUCCAAGAAGCCCGACAACCAGAAGAAGGCGAGAAUAAAGAAAGAGAAGGAGAGAAAAGAAAGGAAGGAGAAAGAGCUAAAAGAAAAGAAAACCAGACGGUCAGAAGAGAAGUCUCGAGCGAGGUCUAAGCCUGAAAAGCCCAAACGCAAACCAGAGAGGCCGCCAGAGAAGAAAGUGGAAAAGAAAAGGGAGUCAUCGCCAGAAGAAAAGCUACAGAAACUCCACACUGAUAUAAAGUUUGCACUCAAAGUGGACAACCCGGACAUAGACCGUUGUCUACAAGCCCUGGAUGAACUUGCAGCUGUGCCCGUCACCAGCCAGAUCCUCCAUAAGAACGCUGAAGUUAUUGCCACUCUAAAAAAGAUUCGGCGUUAUAAAGCCAGCAAUGCAGUCAUGGUGAAAGCUACUGAGGUCUACAACAAGUUAAAAGUUCGCUUUGUGGGAAAGAACGAGAUGGCAGCUAAACCUCAAACAGAGGACAAGGAAGCAGAAGAUGAUGAAAAGGAGACGAAAAACACAGACUCCACUCCGGUGAAUGGGGAAUCAGAACAGAAAAAAGAUGAUAUGGAGGUAGAAGAAAAUCCGAAAUCACCUGCCCAUGAGGAGAACAAUGAUGAUACUGCUUCAAGUCCAAUCAGACAAAGCCCAGACAGCCCUGCUGAACCAAAUCUUCACACGAAUGAAGAAGUGGACAAGUCCAUCUCUGCAGAGAUGGAACCAGCCGCUGUAGAAAGCUGAAAGACCCUUAACCACCACUGCAGUGGACCAAGUGCUAAAGAUGGUGGCCUCUUAGUUUGACGUCAUACAGUGUUCCUGGCCCUCCAACAUCACGACACACACCCAGCGUUUCCUACAGUAUCUGUAACGUCAAUGUUGAUGUUUUGGAUAUUUUGUACCAUAAUGACAUCAAACCAGAAGGCCCUGUUGCUCAAACUGUUUGGUCCAUUAUUUAUCACAAAAAGGAAAGCUUAUUAGCGUGGUAGUUUGUGGCGCUGUGGGAACUCCUUUUUAUUUCUGAAAAUGUACUUUUUAUUUUAUACGACACUCGGCCCGUCCUGGAUCUUCACCCUGUUCUCCUGCUUCUGGCUACUUUGUUCUUUCCACCACACAAACUCUCAUUUUGAUCUUUUACGCCGUAUGUAUAUGGAAUGAUUACACUUAAAGCACUUCUAACCGGAAUUUAACGUGGGGUAGUACGAGAUAACACUUCAAUAAUAUUCGUGGGAAAUUGGAGCCAUGCCGUUAAUUUUUUCGCUUGGAAGAUUUUGUGCAGCCCUUACAUCUGUUGGCUAAAAUAUUUUAUAAAGUCUACAAAAUAUCACAAAGGCCUCUUGUCUGUGUGUAUGACAUUGUGAGAGUGGUAAAGUACUAUUUGUGAGUCUUUUAUGUUAAGUAUAUAUUUUUUGUAAUUAUCUGGUCUUGAUCCAGUUAAUCCAGUCUGAAAUGUAAAGCCAUUGAUUGAGUCACUUAAAACUGUUUUACAACCAAGGUCCACCUACUUUUUUUAUAGCCUUGUUUGCAAAUAUUGGAAUUUACAGUUUUGUCUAAAAUAAUAAUUGCUGUGGAGUUAAACACCUUGCACUCUCGUCUCCCCAUAGUGUCUGCUUUCAGUAACUUGCUUAAUAAAUGGAAUAACUGUACAGAUUGAAAACUGCCCUUAAAAGCUAUUGAGAUCUCUUGUAGCUGCAGCCUAUUUUGACAUUUUCCUGUCAUAAGCAUACAACAGGUGUUUUUAGUGCUAUGUAAAUUGUUAAAGCAUUUCUAUGACUUAGUUGAGACUUGAAUAAAAAUCUCAG
Anoplopoma fimbria (sablefish) is the source of this 3234-nucleotide messenger RNA. RefSeq names its product HDGF like 2 (gene hdgfl2). Gene Ontology annotation, cellular component: nucleus. The record is from RefSeq and is a predicted model, not a curated record. Gene Ontology annotation, molecular function: double-stranded DNA binding; transcription coregulator activity. NCBI's taxonomy places the organism in Eukaryota, Metazoa, Chordata, Actinopteri, Perciformes, Anoplopomatidae. Gene Ontology annotation, biological process: regulation of transcription by RNA polymerase II. The transcript is spliced from 16 exons. The coding region runs from base 197 to 2176 and encodes 659 amino acids.